GGAAGGACGCGGCUGGCGAGGGUCUCCUCCGGUGUGGCGCGCCCCCACCAACACCGCGACUACUGUUUACGCCUAGUAGUAAUAUUUACUACUACUACUACAUCACCGUCAUGAGCCACGCCGUGCCUCCUCCCGUUUUUCUAGGGGCCGAAGAAGUGGAAAAAUACUUGCCUUCAGCCAGCCUGCUCAUCCCGCCUCUGGAAGUCGCCUUGGGCAACUUCUCCAAAGGAUCCGAGGGAGGCGUCGUGCAGCCGGUGCGCACCGUAGUGCCCAUCCAGAAGUACAACGGCUUUUUAGGAGUCAUGCCUGCUUACAGUGCAAAUGACGACGCUCUGACAACCAAGUUGGUGACCUUUUAUGAGCACCUGAACGACCCGAACGUGCCUUCGCAUCAAGCCACUGUGCUUUUAUUCGAUCCAAGCAACGGCACCCUCAAAGCUGUCAUGGAUGGCAGUGUCAUUACAGCCAAGCGCACGGCUGCGGUUUCCGCCAUCGCCACUAAGCUCUUAAUGCCAGUGGAUUCUGAAGUGCUGUGCAUCCUAGGGACCGGUGUUCAAGCCCGCAGCCACUAUGAGAUCUUCAUGGAGCUGUUUUCAUUUAAGGAGGUGAGGAUCUGGAAUCGCACCAAGGAGAACGCUGAGAAGUUUGCUCGCUCCGUCAACGGGCCGGUGCGAGUCUGCUCUUCCGCUCAGGAGGCCGUUACCGGGGCGGAUGUGAUCGUCACAGUCACUAUGGCGACAAAACCAAUUUUAUACGGCGAUUGGGUGAAACCCGGGGCCCAUGUCAAUGCCAUUGGAGCAAGCAGACCUGACUGGCGGGAACUGGAUGAUGACAUCAUGCGGAACUCUGUGUUGUACGUAGAUUCGAGAGAGGCUGCUCUGCGUGAAUCAGGGGAUGUUAUUUUAUCAGGGGCAAAGAUUUUUGCAGAGCUGGGUGAGGCCUUGUUGGGAACGAAACCAGCUCUGUGUGAGAAAACAACUGUGUUCAAAUCACUGGGAAUGGCAAUUGAAGACACAGUGGCGGCAAAGAUGGUCUUUGAUUUCUGGUCAGCUGGCAGCUGAAAUGAAGAUCUACGGAUAUCCCGAGCAACAAAACAAUAAAGUAGCCCUCCGCGGGGUAUUCUUCCCCCAUCCCAUUUAUCUUUUAGCAGCAAUACCUUGUUAAAGACUCUAAGGCUGCAAUUGCAUACAUAUUUACCUGGGAGUAAGUCCCACUGAACUCAGCGGUGCUUACUUCCGAGUAGAAAUGCCUAGGAUUGCACUGUAUCUCUUCCUGUCAUUUUUAAAAUAGCCUU
This is a messenger RNA of Elgaria multicarinata webbii, 1294 nucleotides long. RefSeq names its product crystallin mu (gene CRYM). The transcript is spliced from 8 exons. Gene Ontology annotation, cellular component: cytoplasm. NCBI's taxonomy places the organism in Eukaryota, Metazoa, Chordata, Lepidosauria, Squamata, Anguidae. Gene Ontology annotation, biological process: thyroid hormone metabolic process. Gene Ontology annotation, molecular function: thyroid hormone binding. The record is from RefSeq and is a predicted model, not a curated record. The coding region runs from base 111 to 1061 and encodes 316 amino acids.